Messenger RNA from Solanum stenotomum, 372 nucleotides. RefSeq lists its product as uncharacterized. Lineage: Eukaryota; Viridiplantae; Streptophyta; Magnoliopsida; Solanales; Solanaceae. The transcript has 2 exons. Bases 1 to 372 code for a protein of 123 amino acids. The record is from RefSeq and is a predicted model, not a curated record.
AUGGCUUUCAUUGAAGGGAGACAACUAAUGGAUGUCGCUCUAAUUGCUAGUGAAUGUAUUGAUACUAGGAUUAGAGUAGAUGUGCCAGGGGUAAUGUGCAAACUGGAUAUCGAAAAAGCGUUCUCCAUUUUGGUAAAUGGAGAACCUGUAGGUUUGUUUCCUGCUACAAGAGGACUUAGACAAGGAGACCCUUUGUCCCCUUUCCUGUUUAUCAUUGCUAUGGAAGGGUUGGAUAGUUUGAUGAGGAGAGCUUCUCUAAACAACUGGAUUAGGGGUUUCAUAAUCAAAAACAGGGUUAAUGAGGUGAUAGAUAUGACUCAUUUAUUGUAUGCUGAUGACACAAUAAUCUUUUGUGAAGCAGCGCAGGAAUAA